AGUUUUUCAAGAAACCUAUUAGCCACACAACAUGGCAAUCGAGACUAAACCCAAAGUUCUCAUCAUCGGAGGUACAGGAGCUCAAGGUCAACCAAUUGUUCGUGAGCUAGUGCAUGAUGGAAAAUACACUUGCCGCAUCUUCACGCGGAGAACGGACUCAGAUCGAGCACAGUAUCUUCUGAGCCUUGGAAAUGUCGAGUUAUUUGAGGGCAGCUUCGAUAACGAAUCACAACUGCGAGAAGCAUACAAGGGCUGCGAUCGAGCCUUUGUCAACCUUGAUGGAUUUAAUGUCGGCGAAAAAGCCGAAACCUUCUGGGCUAUACGUGCUUUUGAGCUGGCUUUGGAAAAUGGAGGUAUACAGUUCUUCGUAUAUGGGAAUUUAGAUUAUGGGUAUAAAAAAUCCGGGUAUAAUCCAAUUUUUCGUACAGGCCACUACGACGGAAAAGGCCGAGUUGGAGAGUGGAUUCUUUCUCAAGUUAGAGAAAGCAAGGGAAGGGAAAGAAUACCUCAAAUGGGUGCCGCAAGCUUCACGACUGGGCCCUACAUGGAGAUGACGCUCUCAGAAAAGACACCCAUGGCACCACAGAUCGAACAAGAUGAAAGUGGCACUGAUAUUCUUACCUGGAGAGUCCCAUUAACAGAGAAAGGAGCAGUUCCCCAUGCAGCACUAGAGGAUUGCGGGCAUUAUGUUCGCUGGCUUUUCGACAACCCCGAACGUGCUAAUGGUCUUGACCUCGAGGUAGCCAUUGAGCAUGUGGAUUACCAUGAAAUGGCACGCGCCUUCACCAAAGUUACUGGACACCCGGCUAGAUUCGUUGAUGUGGAUUUCGAUACGUAUUGGACCAGCGGGCCAAUAGCUGCCGCAGCUGAGAGGCCCACGGGAUAUGGAGUCAGUCGCAAUGACCCAGGAUCUAUGAAAUUUCGAGACAACUUCACCGGAUUCUGGACUAUGUGGCAGCAUUCCGGUGGGAAUCGCGGAGUUAUUCAGCGUGACUAUAAACUGAUGGAUAAAAUUCACCCACAAAGAAUUAAGACUGCUGAGGAGUGGUUUCGAAGAGAAGACGAGAAAGAAAGAAAGGCUGGCCAAGGGUCGUUGUGGGAUAGAGUUCAGAAUGGACGGCGUCGGUAUGUCCUUAAGGAUCACGAAGAUAGUGCUAGCCGAAGCUCUUCAAGCCUCUAAAACGAAAAACUUGAAUGUUCUCACCUGGAAUAUCUUUGGAAGUUCUUGUAUAUCAAUUUACCUGAUAAUGUAAUACAUAGUUCCAAUGAAAAAUAUUGGUAUCAUCUGAUGUCGAUGGUACAAUUUCGG
This is a messenger RNA of Talaromyces proteolyticus, 1309 nucleotides long. RefSeq lists its product as uncharacterized. The transcript has a single exon. The record is from RefSeq and is a predicted model, not a curated record. NCBI's taxonomy places the organism in Eukaryota, Fungi, Ascomycota, Eurotiomycetes, Eurotiales, Trichocomaceae. The coding region runs from base 32 to 1180 and encodes 382 amino acids.